This is a messenger RNA of Aspergillus saccharolyticus JOP 1030-1, 1851 nucleotides long. RefSeq names its product TCP11 family protein. Gene Ontology annotation, molecular function: protein binding. Bases 1 to 1851 code for a protein of 616 amino acids. The record is from RefSeq and is a predicted model, not a curated record. Lineage: Eukaryota; Fungi; Ascomycota; Eurotiomycetes; Eurotiales; Aspergillaceae. The transcript has 2 exons.
AUGGACUUUCAAAAAACCAAGGAGGCCCGCCGGGGUGCACCGGGCCAGCAGGAGGAAAGCACAGACUGUCCUUUGGAAGCCUAUGGAGGAAGCGGCCAUGCGAAGGAGUCUCCCAAGAACGACUCGCUGGAUCGUUGCGAUGCGACCGACUGUCCUGAUGCCGCAGACGCGCGCCAACGGUCAAUCGACCGGGUCGUCUAUCGUGAGCAUGCUCCGCAGUCUCCCUCUCCGAUCGUGUUGGCGACGGGUAGCCCGUCAUCGUCUUCGUCGAAAAGUCUAGAGAUUCCCACGGCCGUUGGGCUCCGUUGCGAAGAUCACAGACUGUUGUUGACCGCCAAACGCUAUCCCCCGGUGACGAAAAGCACAUUGAGCGAGCUGGAUCUGCCGUGCAUCAUGAGCAACAUCAACCUCCGAAUGGAUGCGAACUUUGAUCGCGACCUGCAUUUCAAGCCCGAUCUCGACGGAGAGAAAGGUAGGCGGAAACGCAAAGAGGCGGCGGAUUACUGGGAAGCCAUGGCCGUGGAGAUCUCCAUCUACGCCUUUUACUCGUCUCCCGCGGCUGUCGGACCUGCCGACAAUGCGCAGAACGACCAGCGACAGGCCUUCGAACCCCGUUUACCCGCCAUGUUCGAAACCUUGCAGGAUGUUCUGAAGACCCUGGUGCCCGAACGCGAUCAUCCGAGCGUGAUGCAGAAUCUCGAAGUAUCUCUACUCAUGCAGCAGAUCCAAAAAGGUGUGCUAGAUAUGGUCCGCGUGGCCACCUGGCUAGCAGGGCUCCUCAAAACGCAUUGCGCCCCGAUGCGGGAUGAAUGGGCGGACCGCAUGGUGGAGCAGAUCAGGUCAGGGUCGCAGUCGCAGAAUCCGAUGGAGAUCGUCAGCGGUCUACAAACGUUAUUCGCCAUUCUAGAGGCUAUGAAACUGGACGUUGCAAACCACCAGAUUCGCGCCUUUAGAGUGCUUCUCAUUGAAGACACCGUUCCUUUCCUGCAGGAGUAUUUUCGGGGGAAGAUCGAGAGGGAUAAUUUCCGGGUUGAGUCGUCGCGACGCUGGUAUCUGGAAGCGCAGGAGCGGGAGGUGCGACCAAUGGACAAGCCCGCACAGACGGACGGAUUGUGGCCGAUCUCGGUGUUGUUUCGUGGCAUCACCGACCUUUUGCUCCAGUUCCACACUCCGGAAGCAUUUCCGGAAACAUUCGUCUUUGACUCGGAGCGCCUGUGGCAACUCCGGACCUGCCUCCAGAAUCUGAUUAACUUGGACAUUUGCUGGUUCAUCUUCGAAUCCUACAUCCACACGCAGAAACGGUACCUGUCGGCUCCCGCUCAAACAUACGCCACCUUCCGCUCACGCAUCGGAUCGUUAAUGGAGGAGAACGAGGACUGCACGCGGGGCUCGCCGCAAUGGGUCAAAAACGUGCGCUGCAUGGCGCUGGAAAUCGCCCGGUUCGUGUAUGCCGCCUGCUGCAACGACGGCACGGUCUCGGACGAGGUGCUCGCAUCCAUCGAGUCUGCCCUGGAAUGGCACCUGUCCAAUGAGUCGAACCUCUUCCAGUACUUCCAGAGCUCGCUGCGCGAGAAAUUGCUGGCUGCCACGUUCGCAACGGCGAAGAAGUACCUGCUUAUGUCCCCGCUCGCGAUCUGCGAGUCGCAACGCAACUUCCCCCCCACGACCAGCAUGGGCCACCAGCAGCACUAUGACGUCGAACGCAUCUCCAUGCGACUGGCACAUAUGGGCGUGCUACACUGGCGAGUAUGGGCGCCGAUUCUCUACGUGCGCGUGAGCGUGUCACCAACUGACGUGGCGACCAUUCCGUCGAACGAGGUGUAUGACGUGGCACGCUCGGCCACCUUCUGA